Messenger RNA from Hemibagrus wyckioides, 7705 nucleotides. It is a transcript of the gene mtf2, whose product is annotated as metal response element binding transcription factor 2. Bases 2944 to 4728 code for a protein of 594 amino acids. The transcript is spliced from 15 exons. Gene Ontology annotation, molecular function: chromatin binding; DNA binding. NCBI's taxonomy places the organism in Eukaryota, Metazoa, Chordata, Actinopteri, Siluriformes, Bagridae. The record is from RefSeq and is a predicted model, not a curated record. Gene Ontology annotation, biological process: regulation of DNA-templated transcription; chromatin organization. Gene Ontology annotation, cellular component: nucleus.
GUAUAAUAAUAUAUCGUUGUAUUACAUAAGAUGUGUGAAUAUAAUCACAUCUUGUUGUAAAUAAAAAGAAAAAAAUAAAGACGGUGAUCUAUUUUACGACAUUUCGGCAGGGAGUCGGCAGGGAGGGUGCAAAAUUUGCAUAGCGAGAAUAUUUUUAAGGCAGCAACUGAUCGUGGUAUAAUGAUAUAUCGGUUAUAUGACAGAAGCUACGUGAAUAUAAUCGCACUAUAUUUUACGACAGUUCGCGCUUGAAGCCGGCAGCAAACACGCUCUGUGAGGAGGAGGGGGGAGCUAAAUUUGCACAGCAAGAAUACUUUUAAGGCAAAAAAAAAACUGGUUGUUGUAUAAUAAUAUAUCGUUAUAUUACAUAAGCGAUGUGAAUAUAAUCACACCUUGUUGUAAAUAAAAGAAAAAUUGUUUACACUUCGCGCUUAAAGUUGGCAGGGGGUGCAAAAUUUGCAUAGCAAGAAUAUUUUUAAGGCAACAACUGCUUGUGGUAUAAUGAUGUAUCGGUUAUAUUACAGAAGCUACGUGAAUAUAAUCGCGCUAUAUUUUACGACAGUUCGCGCUUUAAGUCGGCAACAAGCAAGCUCUUUUCUUUGAGGGGGAAAGUGAAUUUUUCAAAGCAAGUGUAUAAUUAAGACGCAUAUUUUUUGCUUUAUUAAUGUAUCAGAAUUUUUUUAAAAAUCCCCUACGUUUCUGAAAACCUGAGGAUUUACAUAUUAAUGUAGACUAAACCGAUUUUUUCACCUGUUUUCUACAAGGACAACCUACCAGAAAAUCCCCUUAAAUUUGCAUUUAUUGUUUCAUGUUUCAUGUUUCUGUAAAAAAAAAAAAAAAAAGGAAUGAAAACCAAACCAGAGUUUAAAAAAAGGGGAAAAAUCUAACAGUCAAAACCUCAAUCAACAAGUCUACUGAUGAGUAGAUAUGUGUUCACAACAGUGGUGCGCUUUUAUAGGAAAAUAAUCAAGGACAAAAUGGUGUGAUGGAUCAGAGUUAUUUCUGCUACACCAAAGUUGAGCAAACUGCAAUAAUAUCAAAUCCUGAAGUGUUUCACACCACAGAGGAACGUGCAAAUAAAUAGGGGGCAUACAAUCCCAUAUUGCCAUCAAAACCUGAACCAUCACCUCGACUCUAAGUUAAAAACAACAAACCAGGUCAUUGUCUUUACAACAGAACUCAAUCUUGAAAGUGACCUCUGUGACAAGCCAUUUUAACUGAAAACAGAAGAAUUAACCAGCUAGGAUUAAUUCUGAACUGAAGUCAAUCCUGCUGUGUCCAUAAUGAGCAUCCAUGUGAUGGGAAAAAUCUGUGUAUUCAAUAACUAGCUAGUUAGUUCACAACAUGAGGGGGGAAAAAACCUUGAGAGGAACCAAAAAAGGGUAACAUCCUCAUCUGGGAUGCACCGGAUAGAGAGAUUAUAAAUCGUUACCCUUCUAUAACUUCGUACUAAAAAGACGAACAGUGCUGUGUGUUGGAAAGCCCUUCAAUAUAAACACCAUGGUCAUUUAUGCUAGCUUUAAUAUCCAGGUAAAGGUUAUCCACUGUAGAUUGAUAACAGAUUUCACAAUUCUGUGUGAGCUAAUAGACUUGAAAAGCUGUUAUGAAUAAAACUAAAAAGUCGCAUGAGAUUUGAAUGUCUUUUGCUCAUGGAGCAUUCCACCAUUCCUACUGAUGUGGUUCACCUUGAGUUAAGUAGUCUUUGUUUGUCACAUAAACAUUUCUUCACAGUGAAAUUCUUUCUUGACAUCCUUGGGGGUUGGGGUCAGAGUGCAGGGUCAGCCAUGACACAGCGACCCUGGAGCAGGAUAGGUUGAGGUCCUUGCUCAAGGGCCAAAAGGUGGCAGCUUGGCGGUGCUGGGGCUUGAACCAUCAACGAUCAACACCCCGGAGCCUUAACCACUUGAGCUGCAACCACCCCAUGAGUUAGCAUGCUAACUAGAUUUAAAGAAGAAGAACUGAAGGCACGGAGUCUUUAUUAUCGCCACACAUGCGUUAUGGCACAGUGGAAUUCUUUUCUUCGCAGGUGAGGAAGUUGAGGUCAGAGUGCAGGGGCAGCUAUGACACAGCCCCUCUGGAGCAGUGAGGGUUAAGGGUCUUUGCUCAAUUGCCCAGCAGUAGAACUUGGUGGUGCUGGGUCUCGAACCCUGUUCCUUAACCCAGAGCCUUAACCACUUGAACUACCACUGCCCCAGGUGUCACGGCUGUAUAAUCACACAAUUUUCCUCAGAAAUCAUUAUGAGGAGAAUUAUAUGAUUAUACAUGUGAAGAUGGGGUUGUGGGCGUGUCUAUAAAAUGAGGCCAAACCAAAUACAAACAGGUUUCCAAAUUUGUUUAUUGAGAAAACUGUUUAAAAUCAUUUCUAAAUCAUUUCCAACACUAUUUGUAACAGUGAAAGUAAAAAAAAAAAAAACAUUGAGUAUUGCGCCUUUAAAUCUUAUUUCUUUCUGUUCGUGUUUCCUGUCACUUCUCAGAAUGCUAAAGGCUAACGACCCGAACCGACUUUAUAUAAACAAUUUCUUGCGCGAGCGUUUUUUUUCUUCUUCUUCUUCUUCCAGACUGACCAAUCCCCGAGCAGAACUUCUUCGCGAGCGAAAGAACGGUGACCAAUCACAGCGUGCGGAUUUGAGCACGGGCCGCGCAAGAAGGGGGGCGUGUCUUCUUUUCUUCCCUCGUAUCCGAAAACGGGUGCUGAAACAACAAAAAAAAAAAAACGAAGAGCGCCGCGGAAGGUUCGUGCUUUCCCACAAUGCAUCGCGUCUCAGCGGGAAACCAAAAUGGCGAGGCUGAAGAGAGAAAAACACUCGUUUGGUGUAUUUUGAAAAUCCGUAAGGAGCCGCGAGUCGGUGAGAGAAACCCGGCGGGAGUGAAGAAGCUGACAAACCCUGUCGGUUUAAUGGUUUUUCCGGUAUAUGCAUCGUUUUAAGCGCGGGAAGUGGCCGAAUGAGAGACUCAACGUGUGUAAACAGUUCCAGCUCCCAUCGCAAGUCUCCGUCCCACCGCCAAGACGAGUCUCCCGUGUCCUUGUCCAAACUCUCGCUCAGAAAUGGGCAGGGCGACACGGAGAAACUCGCAAACAAGUUCGAGGAGGGCCAGGAUGUUCUAGCUCGCUGGUCCGAUGGCCUGUUUUAUCUGGGGACAAUCACGAAGAUAAACAAACAAAAGCACUGCUGUUUUGUGGUUUUUGAAGACCAGUCGAAAUCUUGGGUUCUUUGGAAGGACAUUCAGACAGGGGACAGUGGAGGGGAAAUGCUCUGCACCAUAUGCCAGAAUGAAAGCUCAGAACCGCCCAAUGAAAUAGUCAUCUGUGACAAAUGUGGACAAGGAUACCACCAGCUCUGCCAUGCACCGGUCAUCGAUGCCAGUGUGAUUGCGUCGGACGAUAAAUGGCUCUGCCGAGAGUGUGUGUUCGCCACGACGACAAAGAGAGGUGGUGCGCUGAAGAAAGGGCCGAACGCCAAAGCGCUGCAGGAGAUGAAGCAGUCGCUGCCGUAUUCCCUGGAGGAGUUGGUGUGGGACCAGGGCCAUAAAACCAACAUCCAGCAGUGCUACUGCUACUGUGGAGGGCCUGGAGAGUGGUAUCUGAAAAUGCUGCAGUGUAACAGAUGUAAGCAGUGGUUUCACGAAGCGUGCAUUCAGUGUUUACAGAAACCCAUGCUCAACGGAGACAGGUUUUAUCAGUUUAUUUGUUCAGUUUGCAGUAGUGGACCAGAGUACCUCAAACGACUGCCUCUGAGAUGGGUAGAUGUUGCACACCUAAGCCUCUACAAUCUGAGCGUUAUUCACAAAAAGAAAUACUUCGACUCGGAACUCGAGCUCAUGGCCUUUAUUAACGAGAACUGGGACAGGCUUCAGCUCGGAGAGCUCACAGACGUCCCCAAAUCGGAGCGCUACGAAAGAAUUCUGGAUGCACUUAAUAACAACCCGACCAUGUUUAUGUCUGGGAAGGAGAUCAAGAAGAAGAAACAUCUGUUUGGGUUACGGAUCCGAUUCCCUCCGGGCCCGCAGAACUCAGAAUCUCCCUCGGACCGGGAACAGGAAAAAGCCUCACAUGAGAUUAAGAUUAAGGGCAGGAAGUCCAUGAAGCCGCCUCAUCCAAACAGCAUGGUCACCAACGGAGUGGUGAAGAAAGGGAAGAGGAAGCAUCGCUCGCACUCGUUGGAGACGCUGGCCAAGCUGAGACGAUCAGAAGAGCUUCUGGCACAGAAUCACAUGAAGUUCCCAACUGCAGAGAACAACUCGCUGGACGUGACCACAUCUAAAAGCGUCAAAGCUGAAAAGUCUGCGCCAUCAUCGAGUACCUCAGACGCCGACUCCGUUAGUGCCACCACUAUGAGCGAAACUACCUCAACUAUUGUAUCCAGUCUUAGCAGCUCCAGCAGGACUCUGGUGCCUCAGCCCCCGGUGAAGAGGGGUCGAGGACGUCCGAGACGAGCGCUGCAGCCCCCCAACCCCGAGAUUCCUCCUCCGCCUCCACAGCCCGAGCCCACGCCCGCACCCACGCCCACGUCCCCGCCUGCAUCGCUCUCACGCUUCCCCCCUACCCCCAUAACCCAGGGCCUGGACUCGAGCGCUCAGCUCAGCCUCCUCAGGAGCUCCAUCAGCAGCUACUUCGGCGCAGCCGGACGCAUGGCAUGUGGAGAGAAGUACCGCGUCCUGGCGCGCCGUGUCACCGACGACGGCAAAGUGCAGUACCUGGUGGAGUGGGAGGGUGUCACCGCAUCCUGAACCCCCACAUACACACACAUAUAUAUAUAUAUACACGCGCACACACACACACACACACACACAUACAUACACACUUCAGAACUAUGCUGUUUGGUAUGGUGAGGUAAGAAGUGUUUGCUUUUUUCUGGAAUGUAAGUGAACAGUGGAGCAGGAGGGUCUCCAGAGCGCGCACACACACAAUGUGCCAUUCAGUUUCACACUCUUCAGCUUCUUUACUAACAUUCGUGUCGUUCUGCGAGAGCGAUUAAACUGUGCCUCUUACCAUUACGUUUUAAACAAAAAACAAAACAAAAAAAAACUGCCUUGUAGGUUAUAGAUGUCACACGGGGCCGCGCAUCAGACACGUGCGGCGUUUCGACACGUCCUCGCCUACUUCCUGUCAUGCCUCCAACUCCAAACCUGCUCUAACUGUAAACACACGUCACGGCAGAAUCCGGACGCUUGUUGCGUCGUUUGUAGUUUAUUUCUUGUUGGGUUUUUUUUUCUGAGUUGAACACAAAGUAAAUAGUGCGCUAAUUGGCGUGAAAAUUUGCCGUUUUGAUCGAAUACUAAACCUCAGCUCCAUACUAGCUACGUCAUCAGAUCAGUACUGCUUCGACUUAACUCUGAGAUCUCCACUUCUUCCUUCCAUGUCUUUAUUUUUCUUCGUAACGUCUCUAAAUGCCUUGUGAGUUAGCACAACAAACGCGGUUCUUCCUUUUUACAUCGAAACUAAAAAUUGUGAGACACCGAAAUAAACCAAAACAAAACCCCUGAGUCUUUCAGUUCGAGACUUUUUAGCUCUUUCAAGUCAUUCUGGCUGAUGACAAGAAAUGUUCCGUUACUGGUCUGUUCUGUUCUGUUAGUGGAAGUGGGCGUGUUCGGGGGGGAAAAAAUUUUUUAUUUAAUGCGGGGGGAACCCCACGUGUCCCCGCCGUGCUCCUGAUGUGCAGGCACCCCAAAAAUAAAUAAAUAAAUAAAAAUCCAAUGCUGUAUGCUGCUGCAGAUUUAAAGUAUUGUUUGGUGGUGUGUUUUUUUUUUUGUUUGUUUGUUUUUUUUUUUAAUGUGUUUCUAUUUUUUUUUUCUUUUUUUUUUUUAAAAAUAAUUUUUUCCUGUACAAGAGAACAGCUUUCAGUUCAAUAGGGCACUUUUUUCUUUUUCCUUUCUUCUCUUAAAGUGCACAUUUUCUAUAAAUUCCACUCACCUUGCAUUGCACAUUAGUUCCUCGUCCUGUUUUAUCCAGGUGACCUUCAGACAGAAAUUCUCCAAGACCCAUUCUUUGUUUUAAGCUAUCAAUGGCAUUAAUUUUGAGGAGGCGGAGUUUUAGAUUGCAGGCGUGGUUACUGAGGUCCAUUGGUUUUUUUUUGUACCCCCCCUCUCUUUUUCUCUUUCCCCAUCUCUCUUUCACCCCCCCUUUCUUUCUCUCUCUCUCUCCCUCUCUCCCAACUCUGUCUGCCCCCCUCCCUCUCUUUCUCCCCUUCUCUUUCUCCCCCUCUUUUACCCUCUCUCUCUCUCUCUCUCCCUCCCUCUCCCUCUCUCUCUCUCUCUCUCUUGUCAUUUAUUGUCACACUGAGAGUCCUCAGACAAAACCUACCCCAUGUGUCAUACGGACUCGGUUACGUUGAGUGACGUUUCCCACGUCCACACGGGGAAGCGUCAGAGGUGAGGAUGUUCCUGGACUUCGCGUUGUCAGAUGUAAAGUAUGCACACUAUCAGAAGCUCAAGGAUCUUUAUUUUAGCGCCUUUUCCCUUUCCUGCGGCAUUUGUUUUUUUUUCGUUCCUAUGCAAACUCCUUUUUCAAAAGUGACUUUUUUUCAUUUCUAUUUUUUGUGUCUUGUUUUUUCGUUCAUCUGCUUCAGGAAAAUAAAACAGCAAUAUUUUUUUUUUCUUAUGAUCUCUCAGGCUUUUUUUUUAGUUUUAGUUUUGUUUUGUUUUUAAAGGUCUCGGUGCUAUUUAUUGCUUCGGGAAGAAAGAAAAAACUGUUCAGGAUGAUUUCUACUUCAGCGUACGAGCGUGAGGAGAAAACGUUCGGGUCUGAACCCGUGGUUUCGGCGCACGUAUGAUGGACGUCUUAAAGGAAAACUCCACCCUGAACACCUUCCUUCUUUAUACUCAACACCCAAGCUUCAGCUGCAUCCAAGAUUUUUAGUUUUUUGUUUAGUAAUGCAACCCUGAGACAUCUUCGUCUUUCCCUUAUUACCCACAGUGCUGUGCUGAUAGCAGUGCAAUCGGCUUUCGCUUUUAUUUCAUCUCUAGUUAAGAGAGAGCGAUGCAGCGGGGCUUUAAUGUUUUAGUCUGGUCUGGCUCUCUCCUCCUCCUCAUCCGUGUUUUCUGGUCAGCUUCAGCUAUCUGAGUCAGAAUUCCGCAAUGAAUCCUGGGAGUUUUUGAGUCCGCCAUUCUGAAGUCUCUACACUGUUCACUGGUUAAUAAAAGAUGCAUGAGAAAAGAAGUGCUGUCCUUCAUCUCGCUAGCAACAAAGGAUCAUCAUCAUCAUCAGAGCCCCACACACACCAUGACCAACACAUUAGCAGCAGAAUCAUCAAACCCAUCAGGAUGUAAACGCCCUCGCUGUGUCCCACGGUGGAGUUUUUCUUUAAUAAAGGUGGUGUAAUCUGUAGCUGUAAUGCGGAGUGUUUUGUUUCUCGUAAAGCAUUAAGUUCUGACUUUCUGAGACGUUUUGUUCUGUUCGGGCCGUGUUUUUGUUUCUAUACCGAAUGCCCUGAGUUUAUAAAUAAAUAAAUAAAUAAAUAAAAAGUGUUCUUGACCCACUCAUCUCUGAGCGCUGACCCGAUCAGCACACCUUUAUUUUAUUCUUUUUUUUCCUCGAUCUCAACACUGAUACCUCUUUUAUUUCAGUAAACGAUGUGUAUGAAAUGUUUCUUACUCGGUGUACCAGUUCUACAUUCAUACAGCUUUGCUUUGGUUUUUUUAAAUUUUUUUUUACUGGCUUUUUGAGCAGGCUUUCUGUAGCCAAAGAAUAAAUUUCAUCAAAUUAAAA